Molecule: messenger RNA, 1209 nt
Organism: Brassica oleracea var. oleracea
Lineage: Eukaryota; Viridiplantae; Streptophyta; Magnoliopsida; Brassicales; Brassicaceae
Product: UBX domain-containing protein 1
Exons: 10
Coding region: 59-1015 (318 amino acids)
Molecular function (GO): protein binding
Source: RefSeq, a predicted model, not a curated record
AACACCAUUGUACUAUUCUUGCAUCGGCUUCUCACACCAAAUACAGAGAUACAAGAAUAUGCCGGCAGAAACAGAAAGUGAUGUACUUGAGGUUAACCGUGGGUUGCUUAAGGAGCUUGAAGAUAUGGGAUUCUCAAUGGCCAGAGCAGCUUGGGGUCUGCAUCAUUCUGGCAACUCUAGCCUAGAAGCAGCUGUGAACUGGAUCGUAGACCAUGAGAACGAUUCACAGUUUGAGAAAAUGCCUGUGGUGGAGUUUAACAUUGAGAUUGAGUCUCCAAGUCCACGUGAGGAUACAGCAGAAACUGCUCAGGCUAGAGCAAAUGAACUAAAGGAACGAGCUCGUAAACUAAGAGAAGAAGAAGAAACUAAACGUGAAAGAGAAAGAGAAAAGGAAAGGAUACGAGCUGGAAAAGAGAUGAUGGAGACAAGGAGAAUCGCUGAAGAAAACGAAAGGAAACGGAAUAUAGCUUUGAGGAAAGCUGAGAAAGAAGAGGAGAAAAAAGCAAGGGAGAAAGUCAUGAUGAAAGUAAAUGCAGACAAGGCUGAGAGAAAGAGCAGGCUCGGUUUGCCAACAGUAGCUGAAUCUACUUCUACGUCAACUCUAGUUGCUCCACUUGACACCAAGAAGAUGUUAAUGCCGUCGAAAUCAAAGGAGAUGAGAGAAUGCUUAAGAUCCCUAAGAAGAAACCACAAAGAAGAAGAUCCAAGAACGAUGAGGAGGGCGUUUGAUACGCUUCUGAUGAUUGUGAGGAACGCAGCGAAGACUCCGGAUGAAGAGAAAUACAGGAGAAUCCGUGUCACGAACCGGUUGUUCCAGGAGAGAGUUGGGAGGUUCAAAGAGGGUUUAGAGUUCAUGGAGCUUUGUGGAUUCAAGAGAGAGGGAGGAUCAGAGUUUCUGUCUCUGGCGAACGACGAGGGAGACAUGUCGCGGCUUCGAGACGCCGCGUUUCAGUUGCAGUCUGCGGUUACUAAUCCUUUCUUCGGUCUUCUCUCCAAAGAAGCAGCUGAAGAGUGAAGACUUGUGAACAAUGAACUUUGUCUUCCUGAAUUGUUAUGUACCGUUAACAGAUGAAUAACUGAACUAUCAUCAUCUCUUCCCGCUCUAAAAUGUUUGAUUAACACAUAAUACUGUUAAGCUAUACAGAGCGAUGGUAGAAAAUGGUUUUUUUUUUUUAUACCUAGUUGGCAGUAUUCUAAAAAUCGGUUUAU